Molecule: messenger RNA, 933 nt
Organism: Pararge aegeria (speckled wood butterfly)
Lineage: Eukaryota; Metazoa; Arthropoda; Insecta; Lepidoptera; Nymphalidae
Exons: 4
Coding region: 63-782 (239 amino acids)
Molecular function (GO): odorant binding
Source: RefSeq, a predicted model, not a curated record
UCCUGUGCAUUACCAAUUUAAAAGCACCGCACGGAGCAUUCCACAACAAUACCAUCGGAGUUAUGGCGGUGAUACUUCUUCUUAUGCUACCGGUAUUAACAUCAUGCGCGAGCGAUGGGAACAUUCAUUUGUUGGAAGAGGACGUCGCAGUUGCCCUUAAAACUUGUUACGUGAAUGGUGAAGCGAGCGACAAUACAAAGCGACAACGCCGAACAAGUGAGAAUUAUGACGAUCCAUCCCCACGUAUAGACGCUUACACAAAACAAGAUGCGAACUUAUACGAUCACGAACGACGCAACACCAGCAGCUGUUACAAUCAGAUUCACGUUUUAAAUGGGUCUAACGCCGAACGCUCUGAUUACUGGGCCGGUGAUGGAAAGGAAAGGUUUGUUAACACGAAACCUAGUCCCGCUACUGGAAGUUAUUAUAAUAACCAGGCUAAUAACUAUACAAAUUCUACAAGAGCUAAAAGAAACGAACCGCUGUUAAGAAAAGACGAUAAUGAAGAGUGCCUCAGUCAAUGUGUGUUCGCCAAUUUACAUGUGGUGGACUCAAGGGGUAUCCCCCGUGAAGCGGAACUGUGGAACAAGAUUCAAUCAUCGGUGACAUCUCAACAGUCUAGAACCUUGUUAAGGGAUCAGAUUCAUGCUUGCUUCCAAGAAUUACAAUCUGAAUCUGAAGACAACGGUUGCUAUUACUCUAAUAAACUGGAAAGAUGUUUGAUGCUACGAUUUGCAGAUAGGAAUAUUAACGGGACCCUGAGUACGUCAUCAUACCCUUGAGAACAAAUCUUAAUUGCCGAUAUUUCCCGCCUCAAUAAAAUCAUCACUCGCUUUAACCGUUAACGUAUAAAUUAAAUAUACUUAUAGGUGCAUAUUUCUAUGUAAAAAAGCUAAUAUUGAAAUGCAAAACAGAAUAAAGUCUGUAAUAUGA